AUGAGGCUCCUGGUGGUCCCCCUUUUGCUAGCUUGGGUGGCUGGUGCCACUGCUGCUGUGCCUGUGGUACCCUGGCGUGUACCCUGCCCCGCUCAAUGUGCCUGCCAGAUCCGGCCCUGGUAUACACCCCGCUCGUCCUACCGCGAGGCCACCACCGUGGACUGCAAUGACCUGUUCCUGACUGCGGUGCCCCCAGCACUCCCUGCAGGCACGCAGACCCUGCUACUGCAGAGCAAUAGCAUCGUCCGUGUGGACCAGAGUGAGCUCAACUACCUGACCAACCUCACAGAGCUGGACCUGUCCCAGAAUAGCUUUUCAGACGCCCAAGACUGUGAUUUCCACGCCCUGCCCCAGCUGCUGAGCCUGCAUCUGGAGGAGAACCAGCUGACCCGGCUGGAGGACCACAGCUUCGCCGGGCUGGCCAGCCUACAGGAGCUCUAUCUCAACCACAACCAGCUCUACCGCAUUGCCCCCAGGGCCUUCGCAGGCCUGGGUAACCUGCUGCGGCUGCACCUCAACUCCAACCUGCUGAGGGCCAUUGACAGCCGCUGGUUCGAGAUGCUGCCCAGCCUAGAGAUCCUCAUGAUUGGUGGCAACAAGGUGGACGCCAUCCUGGACAUGAACUUCCGACCCCUGGCCAACCUGCGCAGCCUGGUGCUAGCAGGCAUGCACCUGCGGGAGAUCUCUGACUAUGCCCUGGAGGGGCUGCAGAGCCUAGAGAGCCUCUCUUUCUAUGACAACCAGCUGGCCCGGGUUCCCAAGCGGGCAUUGGAGCAGGUGCCCGGGCUUAAGUUCCUAGACCUGAAUAAGAACCCACUGCAACGGGUAGGACCGGGGGACUUCGCCAACAUGCUACACCUCAAGGAGCUGGGACUGAACAACAUGGAGGAGCUGGUCUCCAUUGACAAGUUUGCCCUGGUUAAUCUCCCUGAGCUGACCAAGCUGGACAUCACUAACAAUCCGCGGCUGUCCUUCAUCCACCCCCGCGCCUUCCACCACCUGCCCCAGAUGGAGACCCUUAUGCUCAACAAUAAUGCUCUCAGUGCCUUGCACCAGCAGACCGUGGAGUCCCUGCCCAACCUGCAGGAGGUGGGUCUCCACGGCAACCCCAUCCGCUGCGAUUGUGUCAUCCGCUGGGCCAAUGCCACAGGCACCCGUGUCCGCUUCAUUGAGCCACAAUCCACCCUGUGUGCAGAGCCACCAGACCUACAGCGCCGCCCAGUCCGUGAGGUGCCCUUCCGGGAGAUGACAGACCACUGCCUGCCCCUCAUCUCCCCCCGCAGCUUCCCUCCCAGCCUCCAGGUGGCCAGUGGAGAGAGCAUGACACUGCAUUGCCGGGCGCUGGCCGAGCCAGAACCCGAGAUCUACUGGGUCACUCCAGCCGGGCUUCGACUAACACCUGCCCAUGUGGGCAGGAGGUACAGGGUGUACCCUGAGGGGACCCUGGAGCUGCGGAGGGUGACAGCAGAAGAAGCAGGACUGUAUACCUGUGUGGCCCAGAACCUGGUAGGGGCUGACACUAAGACAGUCAGUGUGGUUGUUGGCCGUGCCCUCCUCCAGCCGGGCAGGGAUGAGGGACGGGGGCUGGAGCUCCGGGUGCAGGAGACCCAUCCCUAUCAUAUCCUACUGUCCUGGUUGCCACCACCCAACACAGUUUCCACCAACCUCACCUGGUCGAGCGCUUCCUCCCUCCAGGGCCAUGGGGCCACUGCUCUGGCCCGUCUGCCCCGAGGCACCCAUAGCUACAACAUCACCCGCCUCCUUCAGGCCACGGAGUACUGGGCCUGCCUGCAAGUGGCCUUUGCUGAUGCCCAUACCCAGUUGGCUUGUGUAUGGGCCAGAACUAAAGAGGCCACUGCUUGCCACAGAGCCUUAGGGGACCAGCCUGGGCUCAUCGCCGUCCUGGCUCUUGCUGUCCUCCUGCUGGCAGCUGGUCUAGCGGCCCACCUUGGUACAGGCCAGCCUAGGCAAGGGGUGGGCAGACGGCCACUCCUUCCAGCCUGGGCUUUCUGGGGAUGGAGUGCCCCUUCUGUCCGGGUGGUAUCUGCACCCCUUGUCCUGCCCUGGAAUCCAGGGAGGAAGCUAUCCAGAUGCUUAGAAGGAGAGGCACUGUCACCACCAUUGUCUCAAAAUUCCUGA
Messenger RNA from Otolemur garnettii (small-eared galago), 2139 nucleotides. RefSeq names its product leucine rich repeat neuronal 2 (gene LRRN2). Gene Ontology annotation, molecular function: protein binding. NCBI's taxonomy places the organism in Eukaryota, Metazoa, Chordata, Mammalia, Primates, Galagidae. The transcript has a single exon. The record is from RefSeq and is a predicted model, not a curated record. Bases 1 to 2139 code for a protein of 712 amino acids.